CUCUCUCUCUCUCUAUAGUUGUGAAUUCAUCCUAUUAUACACUGCGUAACUCUUAGUGCCCAUCUGUAUCUCUCUCUCUCUUCUCUGUUUUCUGGGCAUAAAUGGAAAAUUUAUGAUCUGAUCAGUCUCGUCUCGUCUCUCUCUAUAUGAUAUGUUCUUGCAGCUAUGCGUAUGUCUCUUCAGCAUCUCCUAAAGUAGGAAUUUUAGUAAGAGACAAGAGAGGAAAAAGAGAUGCAUUGAAGGAUCUUAGCCUUUUCUGGAAUAUUACUUCACCAUAUUCAAGUAGCAGAACUAGAAGCUAAGUCUCUCUCUUGUCUUUUACUCCCUAUUUGAUGAUGUUUAAAGCAUAAUUAAUCAAGCCAAGAUCGAACCAAGUAAGCUAUUCAUCAAAUACCCAUCACAGAAAAACUCAAGAUCUAGCCCUAAUUCACUCGCACAAAUAAACAAUCCUAAAAAAGAACCCUAAUUUCCCAAGACCCAUAUGAAAGAAAACCCUAGACAGAAGGAGAUGCAUAUGUCCCUCCUCUAAACUAGAUAACAGAAAGACCAUGGACUUGAUCUCUCACCAACAAAACACAAACCCUAGUCCCACUCUCCAAACCCUAAACACCAGUACAUUGAUCCCCACAUCACAAUCCCUUUCGCCGUCAUCGUCAUCCUCCUCGAGCCGCUAUGAGAACCAGAAACGCCGCGACUGGAACACCUUCUGCCAGUAUCUCCGCAACCACCGUCCUCCCCUCUCUCUCCCUUCCUGCAGCGGCGCGCACGUCCUCGAAUUCCUCCGGUACUUGGACCAGUUUGGGAAGACCAAAGUGCAUCACCAGAACUGCGCCUUCUUCAGCCUGCCGAACCCUCCAGGUCCGUGCCCCUGUCCUCUGAGGCAAGCGUGGGGAAGCCUGGAUGCACUCAUCGGCCGUCUCCGAGCGGCCUAUGAGAUGAACGGUGGCCCCCCCGAGACUAACCCUUUUGGAGCACGUGCCGUCAGGAUCUAUCUACGUGAAGUUAGGGACUUUCAGGCCAAGGCGCGUGGGGUUAGCUACAAGAAGAAGAGGAAGAGGGUCAACAAACGGGAUGUGUUGCAGCCGCAUGGUCAGUCUACGAUCACUAAUUACUCCGGUCCGACCAUAUGAUCGGUAUAUAUGUAUGUAUUAUUUAUGUGUAUAUGUAUGUAUGUGUUCGUAUCUUUAUAAUUUAUAUGUAUGUUGUUUUAUGCGUACUUUGUGGACGAUGUUACUGCUGCUGCUGCUACAUUUGUGGAAUAACAUGUAUGGUUUCAUGAAUUCCAUCUCUCUUUCAUGUU
This is a messenger RNA of Tarenaya hassleriana, 1300 nucleotides long. Its product is annotated as protein LIGHT-DEPENDENT SHORT HYPOCOTYLS 1-like. The transcript has 3 exons. NCBI's taxonomy places the organism in Eukaryota, Viridiplantae, Streptophyta, Magnoliopsida, Brassicales, Cleomaceae. Gene Ontology annotation, cellular component: nucleus. The coding region runs from base 549 to 1130 and encodes 193 amino acids. Gene Ontology annotation, biological process: mRNA transcription; response to light stimulus. The record is from RefSeq and is a predicted model, not a curated record.